This is a messenger RNA of Cucumis melo (muskmelon), 1361 nucleotides long. RefSeq lists its product as uncharacterized. NCBI's taxonomy places the organism in Eukaryota, Viridiplantae, Streptophyta, Magnoliopsida, Cucurbitales, Cucurbitaceae. Bases 6 to 1229 code for a protein of 407 amino acids. The record is from RefSeq and is a predicted model, not a curated record. The transcript is spliced from 2 exons. Gene Ontology annotation, molecular function: nucleic acid binding; zinc ion binding.
CGCCAAUGAGAGGUGCACGUAGGGGUGGCCGAGGAGGCCGAGGAAGAGGAGCAGGACGCGUUCAGCCUGAGGUGCAGCCUGUAGCCCAAGCCACUAACCCGGCUGCGCCAGUUACUCAUGCGGAUCUAGCUGCCAUGGAGCAGAGGUUUAGAGAUUUGAUUAUGCAGAUGCGGGAGCAGCAGCAGCCUGCCUCGCCAGCUCCAGCACCAACUUCUGCUCCAGCUCCGGCUCCAGUACCAAUUGCGCCCCAGGUUGUGCCGGAUCAGUUGUCAGCAGAGGCUAAUCACCUGAGGGAUUUCAGGAAGUAUAAUCCCACGACAUUCGAUGGGUCUUUGGAGGACCCCACCAGGGCUCAGCUGUGGUUAUCGUCUUUGGAGACCAUAUUCCGAUACAUGAAAUGCCCUGAGGAUCAGAAAGUUCAGUGUGCUGUUUUUAUGUUGACUGACAGAGGCACUGCAUGGUGGGAGACUACAGAGAGAAUGCUAGGUGGUGAUGUGAGUCAGAUCACGUGGCAACAGUUUAAGGAGAGUUUCUAUGCGAAAUUCUUCUCUGCUAGUUUGAGAGAUGCCAAGCGGCAGGAGUUCCUGAACUUAGAGCAGGGUGACAUGACAGUGGAGCAGUAUGAUGCGGAGUUUGACAUGUUAUCCCGCUUCGCUCCCGAGAUGAUAGCGACCGAGGCGGCCAGAGCUGAUAAGUUUGUUAGAGGCCUCCGACUGGACAUUCAGGGUUUGGUCCGAGCUUUCCGACCUGCUACUCAUGCCGAUGCACUACGCCUGGCAGUGGAUCUCAGUUUACAGGAGAGGGCUAACUCGUCUAAGACCGCUGGUAGAGGUUCAACAUCAGGACAGAAGAGGAAGGCUGAGCAGCAGCCUGUUCCAGCGCCACAGCGGAACUUCAGAUCAGGUGGUGAGUUUCGCCGCUUCCAGCAGAAACCUUUUGAGGUAGGGGAAGCUGCCAGAGGGAAGCCGUUGUGUACCACUUGUGGAAAGCACCAUCUGGGCCGUUGCUUAUUCGGGACCAGGACUUGCUUUAAGUGUAGGCAAGAGGGUCAUACAGCUGAUAGAUGCCCGUUGAGACUUACGGGGAACGCGCAGAAUCAGGGAGCAGGUGCUCCACAUCAGGGUAGGGUCUUUGCUACCAACAAGACUGAGGCUGAGAGGGCAGGCACAGUGGUGACAGGUAAGGGCACAGCGAGAGGUAGACCGACGAGGGGCAGAAAGGAUGCGUGAAGGCCAUAUGGACGCGUCUGAUUUUCUUAUUGCUUUCGCUGAUGUAUUUUGUCAGAAUAUUUGGUUUUGUGAUUUUGAGUUGAUGAUCUGAGUUUUUAUUUGAAACUUUUGCGACUGUGAUUUAAAAUAGGG